AGCGUUUAAAGAAUCCUACAGAAUUGCUCAGAGACCUUCCUCAUAUUGAAAAUAUUGAUAAAAAAGCUUUACUUGACAGAUUGAAAAAAGAAGUUAAAGCUAGACAAUCUGUUGAAAUGAAUGAAAUGCAUAAAGAAGUUCGUGGUGGUGUUGCCGCUCAUGUACAGUCUGCUGUUGAUAAAUUGGAUCAAUUAAUUGAAGAAUGA
Messenger RNA from Funneliformis caledonium, 206 nucleotides. The record is from the annotation of a GenBank genome assembly. NCBI's taxonomy places the organism in Eukaryota, Fungi, Glomeromycota, Glomeromycetes, Glomerales, Glomeraceae.